AAUGUCGCUGUUCACUUGACGUGAUUGGAAGUUUCAACUCUUGUGAUAGUCAGCGUUUAAUGCACGAAAUAGCAACUAACGAUAAAUAUUUACAGUGUAUAUUCACUCACGUUCAUUUCCGACUACCUCCCCGAUGGGCCUCCUGUGACGCGCGCGCGGGACUCGCACGGGGAGAGGCGUCAUGGCCGCCGUGUCGGGCGCCGCGACGCGCGACGGCAAGUCACACCGCAUCAUCGCGCUGCAAGUAUCUGGUCUACAGACGCUCACGACGACAACGACAACCGCCGUCGCAGCGUCGCGAUCCAAGAUUGUCGCCGUCAAGGUCGAUUCGAACUCGCGCGGCGACGGUGGCGGCUCCCAGGUGGCGCUGCAGGUGUCCGGACUGCAGACGCUGACGACGACGACGACCGCUGCUGCCGCCACCGCCGGGUCGCGAUCCAAGAUUGUCGCCGUCAAGGUCGAUUCGAAAUCGCGCGGCGGCGGCGGCGGCGGCUCCCAGGUGGCACUGCAGGUGUCCGGACUGCAGACGCUGACGACGACGGCCGCCGCCGCUCCGCGAUCCAAGAUUGUCGCCGUUAAGGUCGAGCCGAACUCUCGCGACGGCGGAGGCUCCCAGGUGGCGCUGGUGCGCGUGAUACGGCAGGAGCGCGUCGCGUCGCUGCCGCCUGACGUCGUGCCCUACCAGUGCAACGUGUGCGGCAUCGCCUACCUGCAGUGCGAUCAGCUAGCCGCGCACGUGAAGGAGCACGUCAUGGCACUGCGCACGCCGUAUGUGUGCGCCGUGUGCGCGCUGCCCUUCCGGCUGCCCGCCGAGUGCGCGCGCCACUACCGCACGUGCCACAUCGCCAACGCCGCCUCCGUCGCCGCCGCGCGCGCGCACACCGUCCUCAAGGUGGAGCCGGCGUCGAAGGCCGCCGAGACGGACGCGAGAACCGUUCUGAAGGUGGCGCCGCCGUUGCGCGGGAAGGCGGAGAAAAACGCGAGCGCUGCUCACACGGUGCUGAAGGUGGCGCCAGCGUUGCGCGAGAAGGCGGAGAAAAACGUGAACACGGUGCUGAAGGUGGCGACGGCGGCGGCAUUGCGCGGCAUCGCUGGCGCCGGCAAAGACUCUGCCGUCCUCACGCAGCUCAAGGUGGCGCCACCGGUCCAGGGCAACGGCGUGACGGAACCCGCGGAUCCCCCAUCGAAGAAACGCGACUCGCCGCCGCCGACAGGGGGCGCCGGCGAGGCGACGAAGCCGCCGAACGGACCCGAGUUGGACGCCGCCGCGGAGACGGAGGAGGGCGGCAGGGACAGGUGCUGCCACUGCGGGAAGGCGUUCGCGGACGCGGUGCGGCGGAUGCGGCACGAGCGGCUCGUGCACAACGCGCAGAAGUUGUCGUCGUGCCGCUACUGCGGCCGCAUGUUCAACCAUAGCGGGCACCGCAACGAGCACGAGCGCCUGCACACGGGCCAGCUUCCGUUCACGUGCCACGACUGCUGCAAGGGCUUCGUCAACCGCUCGAAGCUGCGCCAGCACCAGGCCAAGGGCUGCCUCGAGCAGAGCGCGGCGGACGCCGGUAGUGACGGCCACCAGAGGGUGCUAACGGGCGACGAGCGGCGGCGCGCGUCCGGUCACGUUCGAGUGAAGCACGAGCCGGCGUCAGACGGCGAGGACGCGCCGGCAGGGGGCGCCGGCGGGUGUGUUAAAACAGUGCGCGUUAAACUUGAACCGGACGAGGAGGAGGGAGGAGGGCGAGGGUUCAUGCACGGUGCAUCGUCCGUGCCACUGCUGGUGAGCGGCGGGAGCGUGAAGCGAGCGGCGGCGGGCGGGUACCGGCCCGGGCCGCGGUCCGCUAGGAUCCGAGCGGCAGCCCGCAGGGCCGCCCGGGCCGCCGCCAAGCUUAACGCAUGUGUUACGCAGACUACUGCCUGCCAGGAGGGCGGCGUGCGGAAGGGAGAAAUCCCUAGGGCCUCCCAGGAGACUAGUGUUGGGAAGGGAGAAGUCCCUGCUGCCUCCCAGGAGACUAGUGUGGGGAAGGGAGAGGUCCCUACUGCAGCCUGCAAUAACGAGUCCAGUGGGGAAAAGAAAGAGGUGUCUGGAGCGUGCGAAGAGUCGAGUGUGGAGAAGGGAGAAAUCCCUGCAGUGUGCCACUGGGAGAAUAGCGAGAAGAAGGAGGGAGAGGUCUCUCUAGUGUGCCAGGAGACGAGUGAGGAGGAAGGCGAAAUGCCUGAGAUCUGCAAAGAGUCCAGCGAGGUGAAGAGAGAGACGCCAGCAGCCGCCCAGAAGGAAGACAGUGAGGAGGAGGGGGAGAUGCCUCCAGCCCUCGAGCCUGAGGCUCCCCGUGAGAAGCGAGAGGUAAUCGAUGCGGGUGACUCCCACAGUGAGAAGGCAGAUGUUGGCGCAGCCUGCCGUGACACUAGUGAGGUGAAGCCAGGAAUCACACCAGUGCGCAGAAAGUCCAAAAUGAAGUUAACUCCAUCCCGUAGUAAUGUCUGCAGUGAGAAUAAGAGAGAUAGCACUACAGCCUGUCAGACCCCCAGUAAAACUAAAAGGAAGAAAGAAGUGAUCGGUGACUAUCCGGUUCCCAGUCAGAAAGAGGGGGAGAAGAUUGUAGCCAGUCAGGCCCUCAGUCAAAACGACGAAGGGAAGAUUCUAACCAGUCAUGUCCCCAGUCAGAAUGAGAAAGAGGUGAAAGAGAGCCUGGAAGUGGGUACCCCUUUUCCACCGGUCACAAACGAGGAAAAUGGGCUGGCAAUCACCGCAUCCUCCCUCCCUCUAAACCAGACGAGCGAAACGAAAGAAGGGAAAUUGCCUGCCUGCUCCCUUCCGCCCAGCCAGGGCAUGAAGAGGAGGUCGUCGACUUCGCCCGCCUCCCUCAAGCGCGAGGGAGUCAAGAUGAAGAGAGGCUCAGAUACCAUCUGUGAUAAAUUCGGUGCUUCAGCUGGCCUCGCCGGCGGCGGCGAAUCGCGCACGGCUGCGCCCCGCCACGCCUCGCCACCGUCCACGUCCAAUGAAACUUGCUCACGGCCCUCCGCCGACGGUCGCGCGGCCGACAGAUCCACGAACGCAAACCCGGCCAAACGAUCGCCCGUCGGCGGGCAGACGAAACGCCAGAGGGUUGUCGCCGCAGCGACGGCGAAGCGGGGCAAGGUCGCCAAGCGCCGGGCGGCGGCGGCGAAGAAAGGAGCCGGCAAGCGGCGUCGCCGCGCCGCGCCGGUGGCGCCCCCGCGCGGUAGCGACGAGGGGGCGAGCGGGAGCGAGGGGUCGUCGUCGUUGCGGGGCCGGUCGUCGUGUGCGUGCCGCUACUGCGGCCGCGCGUUCAAGCACAGCGGGCACCGCAACGAGCAUGAGCGCCUGCACACGGGCCAGCUGCCGUACAAGUGCGACCUUUGCGACAAGGCCUUCGUCAACCCCUCCAAGCUCAAGUACCACCAUGCCAAUGCACACCGCGCCGCAGCCAAGGAGGGCGCCGCUGCAGCCAAGGAAGGCACCACCGCUGCCAAGAAGGGCUCCGCCGCACGCAAGGGCGCUCGUUCCUCGAAGAAAGCCGCGCGAAAACGCGUGCGGGGGAAGCGCGGCACCGUCGCCGCUGCCGCCUCCCACGUCGAAAACUCCGUAGAGGUGGCGCCGCCGGUCGACGCAAACUCCCUGGAGGUGGCGCCACCAGUCGACGCAAACUCCCUCCAGUUGGCGCCACCGGUCGUCGCAAACUCCCUGGAGGUGGCACCACCGGUCGUCGCAAACUCCCUGGAGGUGGCACCACCGGUGGUCGCAAACUCCCUGGAGGUGGCACCACUGGACAACACAAAUUCCCUGGAGGUGGCGCUGCCGAUGGACGCAAACUCCCUGCAGGUGGCUCCACCAGUCGACUCGAAGGACGGAAGACGCGUUGUCGACGUAAAUGAGAACAACGAGCCGGCGGCGGUGAAGAAGAAGCGGCGCCCCCUGGCGGCGGACCGCGCACGCAAGCACGUGUGCGCGACGUGCGGCAAGGGCUUCAAGCGCGCGGGCCACCUGGACGACCACGCGCUCACACACAGCGACGACCGUCAGCGCCCGCACCGGUGCGUGCUGUGCAGCGCCGCGUUUCUGCGGCCCGCGCACCUCGUGAGCCACAUGAACACGCACGCGGGCGAGCACGCGUGCGCCGUCUGUCGUCUCCCGUUCUCCUCCGUGAAGACCCUGAAGAUGCACGUGAGCAAGAGCCACCCCAGUGAGGAGGAGGUGGAGGGAGGCGGGGAGAAGGAGGACGGGGGGGAAGGGGAGACUCAGAGCGCGGCGGCGCGCGACGACGACCACGGCACGACGACAGGUGGCGCCGUCGGCGCUUGCGACGUCAUCUUCGAGAACGGAGACUCGCUGUCCGCGAACGGCCACGACGGCCACGCUGCGUUCGGCCGCGAGAUGUGCGGCGCCCUCUACGGGAGCGGCGAGGAAUUAGCGCUGCACGCGCGCUCGCCGGCGCCCCCUGGCGGCGACGGGAGGAAGCAUCGGUGCGAGGUGUGCGGGAAGUCGUUUGUGCGCGCCGGGCACCUCCGCGACCACGUCGCGCUGUGCCACACGGGCGAGACACCUUACCGCUGCGCCAUCUGCGGGGCCGGGUUCGCGCGCAAGCACCGGCUGCGGGCACACCACGACCAGACACACGAUGACGGCGGGGAGGACUGCGGCGUCGCGUGCGGAGUCUGCGGAGUGCCGUUCGUUAGCAAGGACGAGCUCGGCGAGCAUCUGAAGAAGAAGCUGUGCGGCGAGGGGGCCUAUGGAACCUAUCUCACCGCACCUGUACGAUUGUCCUGCCACCUGGUGUAGAACAGACGAGUUUUCGAGUAUGCCCUCCUGCUCUGUGAUCCUAUAAAAGUUGGCCGUUGCCUAAAUUCCUAUAAGAGCUAUCACAAACUUUCACACACACAGCGAUCACUAAAGGCCACGUGGAAAAGUUCUGGAGAGUUCUGUGCGAAAAAAAGACGAGAGGUGACCAUAGCUUAUUCAAGUGAUUACGUCACCCUAAAUAGUAAAAAUAUUUCCA
Molecule: messenger RNA, 5009 nt
Organism: Priapulus caudatus
Lineage: Eukaryota; Metazoa; Priapulida; Priapulimorpha; Priapulimorphida; Priapulidae
Exons: 3
Coding region: 182-4792 (1536 amino acids)
Biological process (GO): regulation of DNA-templated transcription
Molecular function (GO): DNA-binding transcription factor activity, RNA polymerase II-specific; RNA polymerase II cis-regulatory region sequence-specific DNA binding
Source: RefSeq, a predicted model, not a curated record